AAAUUUUUGAAUAAGAGUGCUUGGUGUUAUUAUUCAUUAAGAAAUUUUGUUAAAAGACUUAUUGGAAGGCAAGAAAUGGCGGAUUCAAUUGUCACUUCAGAAGGUCUUAGUGAGUAUGAUGAUGGUGUCAAUGAUAAAGAAAAUCUGAAUGCUUAUGAUAC
Molecule: messenger RNA, 161 nt
Organism: Entrophospora sp. SA101
Lineage: Eukaryota; Fungi; Glomeromycota; Glomeromycetes; Entrophosporales; Entrophosporaceae
Source: the annotation of a GenBank genome assembly